UGUGUAAAAUCAACUACCGACAGGAGCAAACCGAAUUCUACCUACAAGUUCGAUCAGCAUGUUGACCAAGAUUGCGACAUUUGUGGCCGUCAUCAGCCUGGCUCAAGCUGGUCUACUGCCCGCGAAGACAACCGGAAGUGGGGACAGCUAUGACUCGCAUCCGCAGUACUCAUUCAACUAUGAUGUUCAGGAUCCAGUGACCGGAGACGUCAAGUCGCAAUCGGAGUCUCGGGAUGGCGAUGUGGUCCGCGGUCAGUACAGCGUGAAUGAUGCCGAUGGCUACAGACGAACCGUGGACUACACCGCCGAUGACGUCCGCGGAUUCAACGCAGUGGUGCGUCGGGAACCACUGUCUGGUGACGCGCUGGUUGCGGGGGUGGCUCCCAAAGUUCAGCUCCAGCCUCUGAAGAAGUUGCCCGCCCUGAAGCCGCUUUCCCAGGCAUCGGCUGUGGUGCACCGCUCCUUUGCUCCGGUGAUCCACCAUGCCCCAGUGACCCAUGUCGUGCACCACUCCGCUCCAGCGCACUCCUUCGUUUCUCACCACGUUCCUGUGCUGAAGACCACCGUGCACCACGCUCAUCACCCCCAGGCCAUUUCCUAUGUGUUCUAGAGCCCCAAUAAAUCUCUUGAAACCAAA
This is a messenger RNA of Drosophila erecta, 637 nucleotides long. RefSeq names its product pupal cuticle protein Edg-84A (gene Edg84A). NCBI's taxonomy places the organism in Eukaryota, Metazoa, Arthropoda, Insecta, Diptera, Drosophilidae. The transcript has 2 exons. The record is from RefSeq and is a predicted model, not a curated record. The coding region runs from base 59 to 610 and encodes 183 amino acids. Gene Ontology annotation, cellular component: extracellular matrix.